AUGGCCAGCAGCCCGCGAAGCCCCCCCAGGUACCGGAGCCGCUGCGACCGCGACGCCAGCCCGCCGCCCCCCGCGCGAUGGAGCCUCGGGCGCAAGCGCAGAGCCGACGGCCAGCACCGGACGGCCGAGGGCGCCGAGGACGCCGAGGGCCCGGCGAAGCCGGCGGGCGACCGCAGACCCGACAGCUUCACCACUCCUGAAGGCCCAAAGCCCCGUGCCAGGUGUUCAGACUGGGCGAGUGCCGUGGAAGAAGAUGAGAUGAGGACCAGGGUGAACAAAGAAAUUGCGAGAUACAAAAGAAAACUCCUCAUAAAUGACUUUGGAAGAGAAAGAAAAUCAUCAUUGGGAAGUUGUGAUUCGAAGGCGUCUUCGUCCGCAGUGCCAGCCGACCUGGAGACGGACGAAAGUGUCCUGAUGAGGAGACAGAAGCAGAUUAACUACGGGAAAAACACCAUGGCCUAUGACCGCUACAUUAGAGAGGUCCCCAGGCACCUUCGACAACCCGGCAUUCAUCCCAAGACCCCCAACAAAUUCAAGAAGUACAGUCGGCGCUCAUGGGACCAGCAGAUCAAACUCUGGAAGGUGGCCCUGCAUUUUUGGGACCCUCCAGCUGAAGAAGGAUGUGAUUUUCAAGAAAUACACCCCGUGGACCUUGGGGAGAUGGAGACUGAGUCCACAGAGAGCAGCUCUGAGUCCCAGGCAAGCUCUCAGGAUAAUAACUUGGACAUGGACUCUGGCACACCCACCAAGGUCAGACACGUGGACUGCCAAGUGGAGGACGAGUUUGACUUGGAGGCUUGUUUAACCGAACCUUUGAAAGACUUCUCAGCUAUGAGCUAACUGGUGCGGAGGCCGCAGAGAGCAAGGCCCCUCUCCCUGGCCAAGUGAAGGGCCAGCCAAGCGUGCGUCGUGCGUCUGUCGUGGGGCAGCUCCUGUGAAUAGUUUAUGUCACAUGGUGAAUUGUCAUCUUUGCCUUAUUUUCUUCAGAAACAAUGUUAUGUAUAGUGAGUGUAUCCUGCAUGUUUUAAAUCGUAAAUGCGACUAAAUGCAAUGAAAAUUAAACUUGAAGCAAUCUUACAACAGACUUAAUUGCUUAGUCCCCACCAUCCCCACGUUUGCCUGACAAGCACAUUGAACUAGCUUCCCGCCAUAUUUCAGACAUUCAGACAUCCAGUUGCUGCUUGUCAGGGGGUGGUGUGGGUUUAACUGUGUUCAGGGACCAGUCUCACAUCGGCUUUCUGUACUGGUAUCUGAGUGUUCUCACAAUCGGAUCCUUUAAUAUCUUCAUGGAAACUUAGUUUUUGGCCUUUUGUCAAUAUGUCAAGGUGUCUUUUUCCCACACACAGCACUGAAUAGUCAAGUCACUAAAGUGAUAGGUCCUAUGUGAGUCAGACAGUCUAAAUCAGGUGCUUGUAAACAGCACCAGGUAGGCCUUCUGCCGAUUAUACUCCAAGAGUUAAGGCAGCAAAGGGAUUUAGAAAGAACGUUUUUUACACAGUUAAUUUACCAUGUAAAAUUGCUGUAAAUGAUAAUGUAUACAGAUUUUCUGUUCAAACAUUCAGUUGUAAACUUCUUGUUAAGACUGUUGUUAUGUUUUUAUUGCUUUUGUAUGGAAUGAGAUUGCAAAAAUAAA
Molecule: messenger RNA, 1633 nt
Organism: Molossus molossus (Pallas's mastiff bat)
Lineage: Eukaryota; Metazoa; Chordata; Mammalia; Chiroptera; Molossidae
Gene: SLBP
Product: stem-loop binding protein
Exons: 8
Coding region: 1-840 (279 amino acids)
Biological process (GO): mRNA transport; mRNA 3'-end processing by stem-loop binding and cleavage
Cellular component (GO): cytoplasm; histone pre-mRNA 3'end processing complex
Molecular function (GO): histone pre-mRNA stem-loop binding; mRNA binding
Source: RefSeq, a predicted model, not a curated record